Molecule: messenger RNA, 600 nt
Organism: Anopheles nili
Lineage: Eukaryota; Metazoa; Arthropoda; Insecta; Diptera; Culicidae
Exons: 2
Coding region: 1-600 (199 amino acids)
Biological process (GO): tissue regeneration; cell adhesion
Cellular component (GO): membrane
Source: RefSeq, a predicted model, not a curated record
AUGACUAGACCGGAGACGUCCAGUCGCAGUCCGGUGAGGGAUGGUCGUGAAUCUCGGUACGGCAAACCGCAUCACCAUGUCGAACACGCCGGGAAUAGGGGUGUGCGGAUCUUCACCGGCAACGAGAAGCAAUCGAAGGUGUACUGCAACCCAGUUAUAUUCGACCAGGAUGCUAUCAGUGUGAAGCCGUAUCAGGAGAACGACUGGGGGAACAACGACACGACAGCGAAUCGUGCGGCGGAACGGAUCGUGAAUGGAUCGAACCGGGAUAGUGAUACCGGAAGCCGAGACGUGCGCCAGUCGGUGUUGGAGAACGCUCUCAACAUUGCGUUUUUGGCGGCUAAUUCGAAUCAGCUACGAUUGCUUGGAUCCAGCAAUGCCGAACGACAGGACACCACGACGUAUCAGGCGAUCUUGGGGUUGGUGAUCGUGUCACUCAUUCUGCAGAUUUUGAACUGCGUUGCCAUGCUACUGAUGUCGACGCACACCAGUCAGCGAUGGCCGCUUUUGAGGACCCUGGCCUGCAUCGUUGCUACCGUUAUAGCGCUGCUCAAUCUAUCCGUCGUGACCUUGCUCAAUGUGCUGCUAGAAUCGACGUAG